UCCUUCUGUCAUUCUGUGUAAUUUACCAACUUACCAAAAAAACAAAAAAAAAAAAAAUUGUAACGUGACGUCCUCUCCCUCUCUCAUAACACCUUUCAGUUAUCCAAUCAACCUCCAUGCUAACUCCUAUUCCCAUGCAAACUAACUCCCUUCAUAUUUUGAUAUAUUUCUGCCAACCUCUUUCCUUUCACGGACACCGCUCCCCAUCUUCCCAUGGAGGAGCGGGUCGGCAGCGCAAACGAUGAGCACCCAGAUUACCUCUACCCACCACCACCACCACCUGACUCUGCCGAUGAUACCUACAUCAUUCAAAUCCCUAGGGAUCAAAUUUAUCGCGUUCCACCUCCAGAAAAUGCUGUUAUUGCCCAAGGUUACCGCAAACCGGUCGAACAAAAGAGCAAAGGUUGCCGCGGUCGCUGCAAGUGCAUUUGUCUAUGCCUCAUUGUCACCGUUGCUCUUAUCGUUGGCAUUUUUCUAGCGAAGAUUUACUUGUUUCCGAGCCCUAAAAGCCCUCAAUUCUCCAUCAAGAAAGUCCUCGUCAAGACUCCAUCGUCUUCUUCAAAAAAUUAUUCCUCCCCAAGCUAUGAAAUCUCGUUGAAAGCUGAGAAUACAAAUGACAAAUAUAAAAUUUCUUAUGAAAAUGGCGGAGGCUCCAAGCUUUCUUUCAAGCAGCAUAAAAUUGCAGAGGGGAAGCCUCCGUCAUUCUCCCAAAAUGAAAAUGAAUCAAAUGAUGUUCGAGUAACCCUAGCCGGCUCGAAAGGGACAUUGCCAAGUGAGGUUGCAAAGAGUCUGAAUGACACGAAGGCGAAAACGCCUGUCUCUUUAUCUCUAAUGAUCAAUGCACCGGUGAAAAUGAAGGGUUUGAUCUCGACGAAGGAUAAAGAUGUGACGGUCACAUGUGAUUUUAAGGUGAACACGUUGGCUACCGGUACGAAGAUUUUAUCUCAAGAAUGUAAUUCCAAGUUAUAGCUAGCAGCCCUAAAGAGAAUUCUGGUGGAGACCAUGCAUGGCAGUGAAGAAUAUUAAUGCUGUCAUUCUCUUAUGCUAUAUUAGAGUUUUUAGUUUUUAUUUAAUUUAAAUUGUUUUUUUUACUUUUUAAUUAUUUCAAUUUGCAUUGCAUUUUCAAUAUAUUUUGGCCAGCACAAGCGUAAGAAAAGAGGGGUUACGAAAUUUUUUAAUCUCUGUAUCACUGUAUGGAGUUGAAAAUUAUUUACUUUUGUGGUUUAUUGCAUCUAAAAUUAGUGUUUAAAUAUGUUUGCUAGCAUCUCAAUUCCAGACCUUAGAUAGAAUUGGAAUUGAAAUUGAAGAUUCUAUCAUUUCAAUUUUUAAACUAGUUUUCCUCUCAUUUCAUUAAUUUUAACACAUAUUCCAUGCCACCCGACACAAAAGUGGCAUAUUAGAUUUUUCAUUUUAGGCAAUCACAUCUGGAGUCUCCAUAAUAUUAUUCUUUAAUUUCUCUUGGUUUUAAAUUCUUUUUGUUCUUUUCAUUUUUCAUAUAGUUGUAUUUAUUUAUUUUUUUUUUCCUUUGAAGGUAAUGUGUACGCUUUUUUUCCCAAUGAAUAGUACUUUGUAGAAAAAAAAGUUGUAGAAUUGGUUUUUCUUUGGCUCACUGUUACUUGUUUUAUGUUUGCUUUAAUAAUAUAUUGCUGCAAUCUAAUUAAUCUUCUAAAUGCAUGGUAAAAGUCAUAGCGUCAACUAAUCGCAAAACGUAUCAAUUUAGACCUUUAUGUCUCCUAUGGCGAAUUUCCUGCUUUUUCAUUUUUUAAUUAUUAUUUUUAUUUAUUAUUAUCAUAAAAAAUAAAAAAAUAAAUAAAAAUUUGUGGAUAGGAGAAGGGGAAUAGACAAACCCAUCGUGUCUUUUUUAUUUUCCCAUUUUUUUAAGGAUUUUUUUUAAAUAAAGAAGCA
Molecule: messenger RNA, 1905 nt
Organism: Cornus florida
Lineage: Eukaryota; Viridiplantae; Streptophyta; Magnoliopsida; Cornales; Cornaceae
Product: NDR1/HIN1-like protein 13
Exons: 1
Coding region: 214-969 (251 amino acids)
Cellular component (GO): plasma membrane
Source: RefSeq, a predicted model, not a curated record